GUGGAGCAUCCGGCUGCGCAUGCGCCCUGAGUCACCGGCUCCGACGGGGUUGGUGAACUGGCUCCCGGCAGUGUAGCGGGAUGGUUCCUAGGUGUCAGAUCGAAGUGUUGUAUUUUGCAAAAAGUGCUGAAAUCGCUGGCGUUCGCUCCGAGACCAUCUCUGUGCCACAGGAAAUCAAGGCAUCACAGCUGUGGCAGGAGCUAGAGACUCUCCAUCCUGGGUUGGCUGAUGUUAGAAACCAGGUGAUAUUUGCUGUUCGUCAAGAGUAUGUCGAGCUUGGAGAUCAACAACUCCUGCUUCAGCCUGGAGACGAAGUUGCCAUCAUCCCACCAAUCAGUGGAGGAUAGUGCGUCUGAGCCAUCGGGGUAUGAGGCGAAGGACCCUCCACAGGAUACCUUGUGUGUGGUUUGCCGUUACUGUCUCUUUGAAAGAUGUGGAUGAUGUGCUGGAGAAACCUAAGGACAUAAUACAGUUCACUGCCAAGAAGCUCUCAGUGGGGGAAGUGUCACAGCUGGUGGUGUCCCCUCUGUGUGGCGCAGUGUCUCUCUUUGUAGGGACUACAAGAAAUAACUUCGAAGGCAAGAAAGUCAUUAGCUUAGAAUAUGAAGCAUAUCUACCCAUGGCAGAAAAUGAAAUCAGAAAAAUUUGCAAUGACAUUCGACAGAAAUGGCCAGUGAGGCACAUAGCGGUGUUCCAUCGGCUUGGUCUGGUUCCAGUGUCAGAAGCAAGCACAGUUAUUGCUGUGUCCUCAGCUCACAGAGCCGCGUCCCUUGAAGCCGUGAGCUACGCCAUUGAUUCUUUAAAAGCCAAGGUGCCCAUAUGGAAGAAGGAAAUAUAUGAAGAAUCAACAUCAUCUUGGAAAAGAAACAAGGAAUGCUUCUGGGCAGCUGAUGACUAGUCAAGUUUUGGUGCACUGAAUCUUAAAUUUGGUAAAUAAUCGCUUAGGUUACACCAAUGGAGAGCUAGGGAAGUGCCCAAGUGUGUGGGAUGAGGAGCUGCGUAGGACCUAAAGCUGGGAAGACAUGGCUUAACUUGAACCUUCUGUGACUAACUCCUAGUCGUAGCCAGCUCACAACGAGCUGCAGCCUUCCUUUCACCAUCAGCUGUCCCAGGAAGACCUACUGUCCCACAGGGUAUUGACGCAUCGUGAUAAGACAUGUGUUACAAAAAAUUGACGGAAUCAGAAAAUCAUUCUCAGUUGUGACAUUACAUAUUUUACAUAACUUAGAAGUGAACCUAAAUAAAUCAUGAUUUAAAUUAAAAAUAGAUUCUGUUUCUCUUUUAGUCAGUGAUAAUACCUAAGGGGUUUUACAUUACAGACACCUCUCUGACUUCAGAAUCCAUAAUUACACACAGUAAGGCUUUUUUUAUAUCUCAUUGGUUGUCAAUAUUCUCAUCACUGUACAGAUUAGCAUAAAACUGUUCUAAAACUAACCAGCAGCAAGGUGGUUUAUGUUAAAAUGAUGUAUGAUGCUUAAAAGUUGGCCCACAACUAUUUGAGGACACUGUGUAAUUAUUUACUAAAGUAGUUUGGAUAGUUUUCAUAAUGUUUAUGUAACACUGGCCUGUGUGAAAUUAUUACUAAACAAAUUAAAUUUUCUGCAAGAUUUUUAUACCAAA
Rattus norvegicus (Norway rat) is the source of this 1620-nucleotide messenger RNA. It is a transcript of the gene Mocs2, whose product is annotated as molybdenum cofactor synthesis 2. The record is from RefSeq and is marked validated. Gene Ontology annotation, cellular component: cytosol; molybdopterin synthase complex; nucleus. Lineage: Eukaryota; Metazoa; Chordata; Mammalia; Rodentia; Muridae. The coding region runs from base 81 to 347 and encodes 88 amino acids. The transcript has 7 exons. Gene Ontology annotation, molecular function: molybdopterin synthase activity. Gene Ontology annotation, biological process: Mo-molybdopterin cofactor biosynthetic process; negative regulation of signal transduction; molybdopterin cofactor biosynthetic process.